Molecule: messenger RNA, 1616 nt
Organism: Cololabis saira (Pacific saury)
Lineage: Eukaryota; Metazoa; Chordata; Actinopteri; Beloniformes; Belonidae
Gene: sla2a
Product: Src like adaptor 2a
Exons: 8
Coding region: 345-1115 (256 amino acids)
Molecular function (GO): protein binding
Source: RefSeq, a predicted model, not a curated record
GUGGCGUACGUCAGAGGAAGCUGCAGCAGGGCUGAACAGCAAGGCGGGAGACGUCGUCUCCUCAGUCAGCCCACGCUGCAGCUGCAACAACACAGGUCCUGAGCAGAGAGCAGCAGUCAAAGGUCACGCUGGUGUCGGCUACGUGUGUGUGUGCUGAAGGAAGACCAGCAUUUAUCAUCAAGACCCACCUGGAUUUUGGACUUGAACUUGGGGAUAUAAGUUAUAUUAUUGACACGGAAUAUUUGUCCUCUUGCACAAGUUUCUUGUGAGAGCGCUGAAGCCGGAGUCACAACCUGGUCGUUUCUGGAGGGGACUGAUUCUACAAGCUGCCCCCUCUGCAGAACAUGGGCACCUGCUUCACCACGUGUCCCUCCAGCGUGACGGUCCUCCCAAACCCUCCCCAGGGGUCAGCAGGUGAGCUCCGGGACAGUGUGCUGGUGCUGCUCUACGACUGUCCGGCCCCUGAACACGCGGGACCGGGCCUGUACGCCGGGGAGAGACUGACCCUCACAUCAGACGAUGGUGACUUCAUGAGGGUGAGGUCAACGCGCACAGGCCGCGAGAUGGACGUCCCCGCCAGCUACGUGGCCCGGGUGACACACAGGUGGCUGUUUGCAGGCAUCAGCAGGUACAGAGCGGAGGAGCUGCUCAAGCAUCGCAGCAACCCCACUGGAGCCUUCUUAAUCCGGGAGUCUGAGACCAACAGAGACUGCUACUCACUCUCCAUCUUGAGGAGAGCCAACUCCUCAGACCAGAACCCUGUGAAGCACUACCUCAUUUCCCGCCUCCAGAAUGGCCGGCUCUACAUAUCUCCAGAACUCACGUUCCACUCCCUCCAUCAUCUGGUGGAACACUAUUCAGAGUCUGCAGCCGGACUGUGCUGCCGGCUUACAAUGUCUUGCUUCAUCCAGGGUUUAGACAGUACCAGAGAGGCCGGGCCUGCUCCCACAACUACCAGGAGGCCUACCAUUAACUGGAAAGACGUAAGCAGGUCGAUGAUCCUCAAGAGGAAGAGAACAGACUCAGGCAACUCUCUGGUGAGUGAGGGUCUGAGGGAAGCCAUCAACUCCUACCUCCAAAUGACAGAGGGCAGUGAUCACUGCUGGGACACAUGAGGAAAGACAGCGAGUCAGCCUGAGAGAAUGAAGCCAAGCAGAAAGGGAGGACUGACAAGGUGUCCUGCUGCAGCUUGAGCCGACACUGCAGGAGUAGGAGGAGCAGGAGGAACAGGAGGAGCAGGAGGAGCAGGUGGAGCAGGAGGAGCAGGAGGAGCCGGAGCAGCAGGAGGAGCAGGAGGAGCAGGAGGAGCAGGAGGAGCAGAGGGAGCAGGGGGAGCAGGAGGAGCAGCAGGGCUGAGACACUACACAGCUCACAGACGAGUAAACCCUGGACUGUCUUAAUGGAUGGGAGGUGUACGGAUGAGAUCAAAACUGAAAGUCAGAGAUGUCCCUGUUCUUUUGAUUUCAAAUUAUGAAUGUUUUUCUUAAUUUAUAAAAUGAAAACAAAUUUUGAAUUUCAUAAUAUGUUAAUAUAUCUGUUAUAUGAUUGUAUCAUGGUUGUGCUAUUGGAAUCCAAUAAAUCUGCUGUCUAUGUAAUAAAUUAAAUACAUAUAUAUA